Messenger RNA from Ostrinia furnacalis (Asian corn borer), 666 nucleotides. Its product is annotated as lachesin-like. Gene Ontology annotation, biological process: synapse organization. Lineage: Eukaryota; Metazoa; Arthropoda; Insecta; Lepidoptera; Crambidae. The coding region runs from base 1 to 666 and encodes 221 amino acids. The transcript is spliced from 4 exons. Gene Ontology annotation, cellular component: neuron projection membrane. The record is from RefSeq and is a predicted model, not a curated record.
AUGUCGGCCGGUGGCGGCGAACUGACCAGCGAGGCCACGGAGACCACCGUGGAGUCGGUGGUCAACGCCACGGAGUCGGCGGAGAUGGGCCAGCCGUACUUUGACAACAGUACAAAGAGGGACUACACGGCUGCGGUCGGCCAGCCUGCGUACAUGCACUGCCGCGUGAAGAACUUGGCUGAUCGAGCGGUAUCCUGGAUCCGCAAACGCGACCUCCACAUUCUGACAGUGGGGGUGCACACGUACAGCAGUGACGCGCGGUUCGCGGCGCUCCACACAGAUGGCUCUGACGAGUGGACGCUGCGCGUUGCGCCGGCGCAGCCCCGUGACUCUGGCGGCUACGAGUGCCAAGUGUCCACUGAGCCAAAGAUAAGCCUGUCUUUUCGGCUGACUGUAGUUGUAUCAAAAGCGGAGAUCCUGUCAGGACCUGAGCUCUUCGUGCGAGCUGGCUCAGAUAUCAACCUGACCUGCAUAGCCCGACACGCCCCUGACCCUCCUAGCUUCAUCUACUGGUACCGCGGGCCGCACGUGGUGAACUACGCACAGCGAGGAGGCAUUAGCGUGGAGACUGAGCAGCGCACGCGCACAAGCCGUCUGUUGAUCGCGCGCGCUUCGCCGAGGGACUCUGGGAACUACACCUGCGCGCCUAGUAGCUCUGGUGAGUAA